AUGUCUGCUCAUGUGUCUGCGGAGAAUGCAAAGAACAAAUUCCAGGCUCAAGAGGUUUCAGAUCGUUUUCCACAUAUGGUUCCGGACUUUCUUCCUGCUCAGUUCUCCGUUUUCCACUCCCACGGAUGGUCAUUUCAACGCAGUUCUCACGGCGUCUCAAGUGUACUUUCGAGUGGUCGAGAAUGCGGCUGCAAAAACACUUUCAGACCGGGUGAUCUUUUGUGAAACGGGCACAGAACGAGGAGACGGGGACCGCACACUUGAUUAGAAAGUCAUAAUCGAACUUGGCAGUUUGUGUCAAACGUGUUAACCGGGCGGAAAAGUAUAUUCGACGUGUAGAUGCAAACAACGAAACAAACAAGUAUUCCCGAUUUCAAAAGGUUAUCGAAACGGUUAGAAGUCAGCGCGAAGUGAGAGAUAUCAGAUAGUGGUGGGUCAAUUGCAUUCCGUUUUGGAGGCGGAAGAAACAAAGGGACCGUGCUCCCGCUGUGUGGGUCCGUUGACCAAAAAUCUUGGAAACUGGAGUCCUCACGGUGUAAUCUACCCAGAUUACUCGAUUUUUUGAUAACGGACGUGGCACGACGAAAAUCGGAGGAAUCGAAGAGUGUUUGGUUUUCAGACAAUGAGCGGAAGCAAAAAAAUCGAGGAUUCCGUGCUGCCCGGCUGGGUCACACUUUGGCUGCUCAUUUCCGGACUCGUGUGCACUUAUGACGUGGCGUACACCAUGAACCGCCCGUUCACCAACGAUCCUGCAAGCGCCAAGGCCGGUUUCCUGUUUGGCGGAUGUGAGUCAGCGCAGCCGCCGCAAGAAUUUUCUAAUUUACUUUCCAACGCAAACUUGGCUUGUGUUUUGUUUGUUUCUCGGCAGUCUUGAUGAAGUCAAAGUUCGACUUGAAUGACCUCGAAACGAUGAAUAGACUGUCUGAUUCGGCCGGUGCGCAGUUUAAAUAGAUGUUUGCAAAAAUGGAAACGAGAGGGACCGUUUCUAUAUACCAUCUUGAAAUCAUUCCAGGGGCACUGUACUCGUCCGUCGACCGUCACUACCUGACCACCAACGACAUCCUCACGUGCUCCACCGGACGGGUGAUGCUCCUCGAGUGCAUGCUCAACUUUAUCGCCAUCGGACUCGCGAUCGCCCGUUCGCGACACGGUCUCCUGCUCGCGUUCACUUCGAAUGUGAUGGUUCUCUGGAAAACGAUCCUCUUCUUCUCCAUCUUUCUCGGCCAACCGGAAGGUCACCUGCCUCCAAUGAAUCCAAACAAAUUCAUUUGGUCGAAGUUUAUGAUUUUCUGGAUUCCCAACGGUUUGUUUAUCAUUUCAAUUGUAACCGAAUCUUUCGGAAGGUUUCACUUUUCAAUGGAAAUGUUUAUCAUUAUACGGAAGAAUGAGGGGGAGGAGGCUUUUAGAAUAAUAACCAAUAUAAAAGAAGAGGUUUGGAACGAUCCCGUCAUUCUCCGACCUCCUCCUAUUCCUCUAUUAUCGCUACUGCUUCGAGUCAGAAGCAUCGAGAGCCUAUCCAGGAAAGCUAUCGGCAGAAAGAAACUGUCCGAGCUGCCCUUGGAUAUGCCCUCGAUUCCCUCUGAACCUUUUCCCAUUCAGGCGUCUGGGUAAUCAUGCCCACUCUCGUUCUCUUCGCGAUCUGGAACAAGCUCGCUUUGCCGCCCAAAAUCUCGGAAAAGUACUGGGAAGCGAGCAAUCGGUGCAGAGGAGACCUCGAUUUCGAGGACAAGCGCAAGAUUUGCGUUGAUUGA
Messenger RNA from Caenorhabditis sp. 36 PRJEB53466, 1751 nucleotides. Lineage: Eukaryota; Metazoa; Nematoda; Chromadorea; Rhabditida; Rhabditidae. The record is from the annotation of a GenBank genome assembly.